This is a messenger RNA of Ylistrum balloti, 6098 nucleotides long. RefSeq names its product protein ABHD18-like. The coding region runs from base 235 to 1614 and encodes 459 amino acids. The transcript is spliced from 12 exons. The record is from RefSeq and is a predicted model, not a curated record. NCBI's taxonomy places the organism in Eukaryota, Metazoa, Mollusca, Bivalvia, Pectinida, Pectinidae.
AGUGGCUAAAUGUGAUAUUUAUACCAUAAUUUCAGCACUCAACUAUCCAACGAAGGAUACAUCAACACUGAGAUAUUCUAUUAAGACUUCAAACACAUAAAAAGGUUGAGAGUUGGAAAGAAAAAUAUUGUCGGCUGCCUUACAAAAUUUAUAUAGAAACAUAUCUCCUCACUUAUUGAGUUGGAACUACACUGAAGGUCCUGGUAAUUGGUACACCAAAUACGAGUAUUGACUAUGAGUCAGCUGAGUAAAGUGGAUUCUGCUUUCCGUAGUGUUAUUGUCCUAAAGUUCUUUAAAAAUGGAUGGGGAACACCAGAGAAUCUCAAAAAGAUAUUUGAUUUUCGCAAGAAAAUUUCAAACAGAGAAACUUGUAAAUACAUGGUGAACAUGUCGCUGGACCAGGUCACCAUUGACAAGGAGGAAGAGAAAAAAAGCUGGAAAACCAUUGAAGGCCACUUUACCUCUCCAUUUCAAAGGCACUUGCCUGGAGUUAUGCCUGAAGAAGUCCAAACAGCCAGAUUCAAAAUGAUUCUCCCUAAGAAAUGGCAAACAGGACAAUACAAGCCUGUAUGUUUACACCUUGCUGGUACAGGUGAUCAUGGCUUCAGAACCAGAGAAGACAAGAUGGCAAUGCCACUGCUACAGAAAGGGAUUGCCUCCAUCCUGUUGGAAAACCCUUUUUAUGGUACAAGGAAACCAAAGAAACAAACCCGAUCGUUCCUGUUACAUGUCAAUGAUCUAUUCGUGAUGGGUGCUGGCCUCACCCUUGAGUCUCUUGUUCUCCUCCACUGGUGUGAGAGUAGAGGGUAUGGACCUCUAGGUAUCACAGGGAUCUCCAUGGGAGGACAUAUGGCAUGUUUAGCGGCCACUAACUGGCACAAGCCGUUAGUGUUGGUCCCUUGUUUGUCCUGGACUACAGCUUCUUCAGUCUACACCAGGGGAGUUCUGAGGAAUGGUAUCAGUUGGAAGAAGCUUGAAUCCCAGUACAAAGAUGAAUCAGAGUAUAAAGAAAUGGUUGACCUCCUUUGUACUCCAGACAAGUGGGAUGCAUCAGCUUACUCAGAAGGUCGCAGAGCUGUGUUUGAUUUAGAGAAUCCUGAGGAUCUUAAACGGGGUUACGAAUUGGCAGCAAAUUAUGUGUUAAAUAAUCACUCUGCACAAGGACAAGAAAGUAAACCGUUGAGUAUAGAGGACCAGACAGUUAAUGGUGAAGAUCUAAGUAUCUGGAAGAGAAAAAUUCUACCUGCUGUGUCCUCCAUCAAAACUCCUGAUAUCAACCUGGAGCCAUUUUACCAAGUCAUAAAUGAAAAAUGGAUGGAAAUUGGCAAAAGAGACGAAGCAUCACUUGCCUUUAUGAUUGGUGUCAUGGACGAGUGCACACAUCUUGGACAUUAUACAACACCGGUGGACCAGAACCUUAUUAUAAUAGUGACAGCAAAACAUGAUGGUUACAUUCCCCGUGAUGAAGUGUUAGGCUUGGAUAAGAUCUGGCCUGGUGCUGAGGUUCGCUAUGUAAACGGUGGGCAUGUUGAGGCCUAUGUUCGCCACAAACCAGUAUUCAUACAAGCAAUCACAGAUGCCUUUGAGAGAAGUAAGGAGAAAUAUCACAGUUGAUGAUUUGGUCCGUGUCCGCAGGUGACAGCAAGAGACUGUUAUCAGCCAGCUGGGAAUGGAUGGGGUCAGGACUUUGUACAUUAAACUAUAAGUGCAUUUGAUACCUUGCCAGUAUAAUUGAUAGUACUGAAAUCAUCAAUUUUAUAUUUAUUUUAAAAAAACAAGUGUUUUUUAAUGGUUUUGUAGAUGGCGAAUGCCAUGAAAACUUUGAUGCUUUUGGAAUUUUUUUAUAAUGGAUUUUUUAUGAUUAAGUUGUUGACUACCCCUAGUUGUUGAAUGUCUAUGUACAUAAUGUUGAAUUAUGAUGUAAAAUAUUUUCUGUUGUAAUUAUGCAAAAAAUGUAGAUUAACAAAGCCUGUAAAAGACAAAACCUGUUUUUGGAUCACUGAAACAGAAAACAUCUUCCUUGAACUCUUAUAUGAAAUGACUGGUUUUAUAUAAAUCACUUCUUGCAUUUAUCAUCAUCUCCAUAUAACCUUGUAAAGAAAUGCAAGACUUUUGAAAAAUAUCCACACAUUCAUCCAGAUUUCUACAUGUUUCUGUAGAUAUCUCCUUGACUUGUAGAUGGCACUGCUGUUCUCUGUAUGUAUACUGAACUAUUUCAUUACGAAACACAAUACAAAUGUUGAUGAUGUUAUUUCUGACAAAACCAGUACUGUUUGUUUUACUUUCUCAGGGAAUCUGACAGCUAUUUUUAAUGUAUUGCAAUCAGUUUUUGUGAUAAACAGGUUGCAGGUUAAGCAAAUAUCUAAGUUGUGUAGAUGAUGAUGUGAAAAUAUUGUUGAACUGUCCAGACUGGAUUUAGGUUUAUCAUGUUCCAAUGAUAUUACUACACCUCACUACUGAGAUCAGGGAGAGCACAUACAUGUGUUAGCCUUGUCUGUUUUAUCAUGUAACUAAUGUAUCAUUCUAAAAACAGUGUUUUUUGGAAUUAUAUGGAAAAAAAAAAAGAUGAAUAUAAAGGUAAGCUCUGGGUUCCAAGGUCACCAUUCAGAGAAAUUGUCAACUAAUGCUGUGGCAUCGCUCAUUGACAAGUGACUUAAUUUCCAAAGGAAUUUUAGUCAAACUAUAAGCACAGGUCAUGUAUCAAAAUACCUGUCAUAUGUUAAUGUUUGAGGGUUCCAAGGUCGAGGUUAACAUCAUUUCAUUUUUGUCAAACCAUUCUAUAAAUUUACUUUAAAGGAGUGGAGCAUUCAUGUCUGAUGGAUAUUUUCUGGUUUUGUAAACUGUUUUUUUCUUAAUGGUGAUCAAUUUUAGUGUGUCAUUCUGAGAUUGCCUCUACAGUUUAGAAUAACUGUCCACUGGCAAUGUAACACUUCUACAGUGUAUUACAGGUAUAAGUAUCACUGAAGUAUUGCUGUAUUAAAAUAGGUAAUGUGUGUUAAGUGUAUAAAUGUAUCUGUAUUGAUAUUAUAGAGUAUGUAUGUGUGUUUAGUCUAUAAAUGUUGCUUUAGUACACUGAUAGUAUAUAUGCUGAGUCUAGUCCAGAGUAUUAAACUGUAAAGCAUUGCAGAGUUUUACGUGUUAGUCAGGAUUAUUGCUGCAGAAUCUGCACUGUUUGAAUAUUAGAUAUGAGAACUCUACACUAAGAUAUACCUCAGACAUUGAAUUAUUUAACACCCAAAAUUUGACCUGAUGUGUUUCAAUAUACCUCACGUGUAACCCAGACACAACCCAGGCAUUAUUUUGAUUAAUUCUUUUUAAUGUGAUUAUUUCAUCUUGCCUGCUUUAUAAACCAGGUCAGGAGACGCGUUGUCCACUACUGAUGUCCACUAGUGUGGAUUUCCUCAUGCUGACUGCUGUGUGUUGAGUGUUGAAUUAGUGCUAAUAUUAUACUUAUGUAACAUGAAAAGUAAACAUAGAUAAUACUUGAUGCUUGUACUCUUAAUGAACUCACAUCUAAAGUCAAGGUUCCCUUUUGAGUGAUAACUAAAUAUCAUGUUCUUUCAGGUAUUUUUACAUUGAAAUGUAACUAUCAUUGAUAAGUAUUCAUUAUCACAAGAUACCUGAUUUUUUUCCCAUUUGUAUCAUAAUCCAAACGACAGUGUACAGUUGGCACCAGGUUAUAAUCAGGAAGAUAUAGGAAUGAUGAAAGUGUUGCCAAACAACAUUACUGUAUCAUGUUGAUGUUUCUGUGUAAUCACUAAUCAGUUCCAUAUUGUAAAUUAAUUCAUGGAGUUGUUGGUCACCUAGUUACCUGUACGGGUUUUAUCAUCUUCAACCUCAGCUGUCACGACUUCUAGUUUGGUUAUGGGUGAAUUGGUUUUUAGAUUUACUACAAUCAGGUUAGUGUGUUGUAACUAUUGUUGUUAUUUAUUCAUUAAUACAGGUGAUAUUCAUUUUGUAUUCUAUUUUAACUAUUCUGACUGCAGUCUUGUCCAUUUUCUUUUUCUCUAACAGACAUUGGAAUUCUCCACCCCACACCUUUGUUUUUGUUUUUGUUUUUUUCCCCUCAGUUGCUUACAGUAGCCCAUCAACUACUCAAACAGAUACUGAUCCAACUAUUGUUUUAUGCAAGAGAAACUGUCAUACACAAAUAAAUCCAACAGGAACCACUCCGACCUUAUAUAGACAGGUUAUCAUACACAAAAUGGUCGAACAGGAAAUGGCCCAACUUUUAGUUAGAGAAGCUUUCAAACAUAAGUCACUUUUACAUAGAGGUCUGUUAUACAUGAAUUAGUCAAACAGGAAAUGGUAAUACAUAAAACAUAUGUCAAACAGGAAGUGACCUCACUCUUACAAAAAGGGGAUGUCAUACACAAAUUAUUCAAUAGAAUGUGGUCCUGCUCUGAUAAAGAGAAACAGCUGUACAUGAAUUAGUCAAACAGCAAUUGGUCCUCUUAUAUUGAGAAACUAUUGAGAAACUGUCAUACAUGUUUGUUUUUACCAGUAUUUUGUAGUCAUUUACUGGUAUAAUUUCAUUGUGUUCAAGUCUACAUUUAAAAAUCAAAGUUAGAUAAAGUAUUUGAAUGAAAUGGCUGUGGGUAGCUACAAGUAGAGAUAUGUUUGCAGCAGGGAGAUUACCCAUAAUACACAUUUUGUGUAUAAUCAUGAAGUUUUCUGUAUUUAUUUUUACAAAUCAAUGUUUUGAAUAAGCAUGCUACAUAUCAUAUAAUAAGUGCCAAAAUAUAAGCUAAACAUGUGGAUUUGCUGUAUUGUACUAGUAUUUUGUAGUUGGAGUUAAAAGUACAGUACAGAAAUCUCCACUUAAUGUUUAGUCAUAGUGAAGUGUAUGGCGAUGCUUUAUUGUGUAUAAAGGUAUCAGUAAUCUUCAUAAAUAAUUGGACCUCUUAUUGAUUGAUUUCCAGUAUUUAUUAUAGGAACUAUUUCUUGGUAUUAGAUGUGUUGACUACCUGUAAAGCAAGAUCUCUUAAUGUAGACAUUAAAAUUGACAGUAUGUCUGUAAAUAAGACAAGAGAAAUGCAUCUCAUUUUUCAACAACAUCCUGUAAGUAAUUACAAAAUUUCACAAACCUCUGGUAAAGGCGUCUCUGUAAAAAUUGUGGUUCAUUAGAUAAGAUAACACAGAGAAAAUCUUAUUUCUGAGAAAUUUAGAAAAAGUUUGUUAUAUUGGUAUGAAUUGGUGCAUCUUAACAAGACUUAGCUAGCUUGUUAAUAUUGUGUAUGUUUAUACAGUAACAAUGAAGUCUUCCAACUGAUCCUAAUAGUGCUGUAACAGAGAUGUUCUCAACAAGGACAGGACCAUCAUAGAUAGCUGAUAUUGCAGUUAUGAAUGGUACUCUUUAAACCAACUGGACUUCAUUGUGAAAAUUUAAGUUUUGGCACUUGUAUGUGUAUUGGUUGUUUCUAAAGAUAAUCAACACAUUGUUCAUAUUAUUUGUACACAAACCGUGUGUAUAGAAAUCUUUACUUGUAUUCAUGUAUAAAAUUGAUUAAAUGUACCUAUAUAUACAAAUGAUUAUAUGUACACAUGUAUACAAAUGUUCACACCUACAUGGGUAUUUAAAUGUUAACUGGUACACAUGUAUACAAUGUUUACUGGUACAUAUAUAUACAAUGUUCAUUUGUACGCAUGUAUAUAAAUGUUUACUGGUACACAUGUAUACACUAUUUAUUGAUACACAUGUAUGCAAUGUUUACAGGUAAACAUGUAUACACUGUUUACAAAUACAUAUGUAUACAAUGUUUACUGGUACUCAUGUAUACAAUGUUUACUGGUACACAUGUAUACAAUGUUUAUUUGUACCCAUGUAUACAAUGUUUACUGGUACACAUGUAUACAAUGUUUACUGGUACAAAUGUAUACAAAUGUUUACUUGUACACAUUUACACAAAGAUUUAUUUAUACAUGUGCAUACAAAUGUUUACAAGUACAUGUGUAUACAACUAUCACUUUGUACACAUGUACAUACAUUUGUAUACAAAUGUUUACUUGUACACAUGUUUACAGGUAUUUACAUGUACAUGUGUUUACAUACUUGGAAAUUUGUUAUGUUUUGAUGAUGAGAGAUACUAUAAAAUAUG